Messenger RNA from Acanthocheilonema viteae, 2256 nucleotides. The record is from the annotation of a GenBank genome assembly. Lineage: Eukaryota; Metazoa; Nematoda; Chromadorea; Rhabditida; Onchocercidae.
AUGUCAGUCGCACCACGGACAAUGCUUCAUUUUUCGGUGGAAGUUGAAUCAGUACGACCAUGGGAGUAUGUAUUUGUUACAGGUUCACUGCCAGCUUUAGGUGGAUGGAUACCAUCCGAUGCAUAUCCUUUACUUCCGGAUCCGGAUUCUGCUAGGCAACUUUGGGAAGGUGCAGUGGAAGUUGGAUCAGAUCUGGUAAAAUUCCGUUAUUUCAUUGGAUAUUAUUUGCAUGGUGGUAAAGCAGAAGAGAAAAAUGCAAGUCUUUUUUGUUACUUGAAUGAGGACCGAAAAAUGAAACAAAAGGAAUUGGUCGUUAGUAAAUGGGAAUCAUUUUUAAAUCCCAGAUCCGUUUUGCCAACUGUUGAAUCGUUUUCGGGUGUGUGCCAUUUGCAUGUCACCGACAAAUUUGGCUGGAGUUCUGGCAAAAAACUUAUAAGUGAAGCUUCACUUGUGGGAAAGAAUCAGAACGAAAUUUUACUUCGCUUUCACGGAAAUCCAUUUAAAUUCUAUAAGAAACGUUAUGCGGGACGUUCUUACUGCAUUAAAGUAACACCGUUCGAUCUGAGACAUAGAGAGGCUGGCAGUAUAGAUGAGGAUGAUAACGAAGAAGGUCAGGAUGUGAUGGAACCAGUAAUGCCGUCAUAUUCGAUAGCACAUAUUGCUAUUUUAUCAUCGGAUGAUCCACACUACCGCGAACAAUCGCCAUCCGGUGAUCGCUUUAAAGUGGGCAGCGAUUAUUUUAUAUUCCGGACGCGAUCGGUUGCGGUGGAGUUUCUUGGUUUCCGGAUAGAAUUAUUUGCUUAUGACGAAGAAAGUGGACCAUCAGUGGAGCGUUUUGCAAUUGCGUAUGCACUGCCUUCAUCAUUCCACGGUACAUUUGGUGUUGCUGGUGAACCGCUUUUGGUGAACAAUCGUCCAGUUGGACAAAUUAAUGUGGAAUAUUUGUUCAUUCGACCACUUUUAACAUCAUGUGCGGUACAGAAAAUGGAUAUCACCUAUGCUAAACAUUGGAAGAAGCGGCAACCUCUUGAAGUUGGUCACAGGGGUAUGGGUAAUUCGUAUACGAAAAUGAAUGCAGGCCGUGAGAAUACAAUACAUUCGCUUAAUACUGCUGCAAAACGUGGUGCUGAUUAUGUUGAAUUCGAUGUUCAACUUUCAAAAGAUAAGAUUGCUGUUAUAUUUCAUGAUUUCCACGUUUUGGUUACUGUAGCAAAACGUCGCAUUCCUCGCUUGGAAACGCAACCCCCUGAAGCAGCUAAUGAUUAUCAUGAAAUCGCUGUGAAAGAUUUGCGAUUGAAACAGCUUCAGUUACUUCGCCUGGAGCAUUAUAAAGCGAAUCAGGCUCAGACGAAGCAGAAUUACACAAAAGUAAGUGCUGAAGCAGAUGAACAAGAUGAACGCCUGCCGUUCCCGACUCUGGUAGAUGCAUUACGUCAAGUUGAUUCAUCUGUGGGCUUCAACAUCGAAAUAAAGUAUCCAAUGAUGCAAAAGAAUGGAUUGCAUGAAUGUGAAAAUUAUUUCGAGCGCAAUGAUUAUAUUGAUAUUAUUCUCAAUGACGUAUUCAGUAAUGCUGGCGAUCGUCGAAUCGUGUUCUCUUCAUUUGAUCCUGAUUGCUGUGCCUUAUUGGCAGCGAAGCAACAUUUGUAUCCAGUAUUAUUCCUUUGCGUUGGUGUUACAACGCGUUACGAACCGUUUGUUGAUUUACGUUCAUCAACUUCUAAUGCUGCUCUUAAUUUCGCGGCUUGCAUUGAUAUCCUGGGUGUGAAUUUUCAUACCGAGGACUUGUUAAGAGAUCCAUCACCGAUACAACGUGCUCGAAAAUUUGGUUUAAUAUCGUUCGUUUGGGGUGAUGAUCUUGAUAAUAGAGAAAAUAUUGAUUACUUCAAAAAAGUACUCCGUGUCGAUGGUCUAAUUUAUGAUAGGAUUGGUGAAAUCGAGGCACGUCGAAACGUUUUUCUGGUGGAGCGUGAAGCAAAAGCAUCAUUAUUUCGACAGAGCAAUUCGCCAACUACAUCUCGUACCGUUUCACUUGACGAGGGACCACCAUCACCGACUGCAUCGGAAAAUUCGCAUUCCUCAGGGUCUACUGCUUCAUCAAACAGUUCUUUUUGUUUGCACCACACACAAGCUCCUUUUUCGUUCAGAAGAGCAUCAACCGCAUUGGAUGAUGUAAAAGUGAAUAAGAAUAGUAGUGGGAUAAAUGGAGAAAGUCAAUUUACAUCAAUUAGUUUUUUACAUUCUACGCCAUAUUCUUAG